AUGCUGAUUAUCGCUCACAAGCUUCAACAACAUGGCUGCCCGACACUGGAUGCAAUGGUCAUGCUGCCAUGGAUCACAACGGCCUUGAUCACUCAGAACCAUACUAUGGACACGUGUACACGGAAAACCCUCCUCACGGGUCCAAGUAACAACGGGCUCUACUCCAUCUGUGUGCCAUCCAUUCGUCCUCUCCACAAAGUUGCCUUUUCUGCUGUUCGUGCUUCUACAGAUACAUGGCAUCGAAGACUCGGAGAUCCUCAUCCAGAUCUAUUGAAGUCUAUGUUACCAAUUUUUUCACUUCCUUUUUUUCCUUUUGCUCAAAAGUCCAUCCCAGUCCCUACCCCACCACCCAACGAUCACUCUCCUUAUGUCUCCUUUUUUCCCUCACACCAACCUGACCUUCCCGACUCACCCACCGAACCCGCGACAAAUAUAUCCAACCCACCACCACAACCGGCACAGCCCCAAUCCACAAAUGUACCCAACACACCACCACAACCGGCCCAACCGCAACCGGACCAACAGCUUCCUCAAACUCAACCUACACAUACAACCACCUCACAUGAUACACCACCCCCUCCACCACCACCACCACCUCGUACUCGCCCUGCCAAUCUUCGCCAAAAUCCACCCAAACCUAACCGAUACAACCCCUCUGCCUACCAUACUACCACUGAGUCCAACAAUCUUGAACCAACUACUUUCACUGUUGCUAACAAAAGUCCUGAAUGGCAGCAUGCCAUGUCUGAAGAAUACAAGGCUCUCAUGAAAAAAUGGCACGUGGACUCUUGUUCCUCCGGUCUCGAAUGUUAA
Molecule: messenger RNA, 813 nt
Organism: Helianthus annuus (common sunflower)
Lineage: Eukaryota; Viridiplantae; Streptophyta; Magnoliopsida; Asterales; Asteraceae
Product: extensin-like
Exons: 3
Coding region: 1-813 (270 amino acids)
Source: RefSeq, a predicted model, not a curated record